UUAGCUCUGGAGUUCAACAGGAAGUGCAUAUGCUACGUAGGAGGCUAUCGUUAGCAUUACAGUUGGUACAUAGCAGGUGUUAGCUAGCUUAACUAGCGUAUCAUUAGCCUUCUGGAUGCAAUGGCGACAAACCAAACAAGAGACAAACAAACGACUUUAAAACCAAACCAAGACGAGAGAAAGAAGCAGAAACACCCAAGACGUCUCUACUUCUGCAGCAAGGAUCUCUAGAUAGAUAUCCAACAUGGGUGGUGUACAGGCAUCGGAAAAAAUGGCUAGAGAUGAUUUGGAACGUAUGAAGUCAUAUAAGACCAUCAUUGGGAAAGUGGCGCGCAGAUAUAAUGACAUUGAGCCAGCUCUCAUCGCUGCCAUCAUCUCCAGAGAGUCCCAGGCCGGUAAAUCCAUCUCCGCCACCAAUGGUUGGGGGGACAAUGGUAAUGGCUUUGGACUGAUGCAGGUUGAUAAGAGACAUCACAUACUAAGAGGAGCCUGGAACAGUGAGACGCACCUGGACCAAGCCACUAAGAUCCUGGUUGACAUCAUUGAAGAAGUCCAGCGGGAUUUCCCCGGUUGGAGCCGUGAAAAGCAACUGAAGGGAGCGAUCGCGUACUACAACAAGGGACCUCUUGUCCUCGGAUAUGACAAUGUGGACGAUAUUACCACAGGCGAAGACUACUCCUCUGAUGUCGUUGCCAGAGCCCAGUUUUACAAACGAACGGGUUUUAGAGAAAUCACUCUUGAGCAGCCCAAAAGCUAA
Molecule: messenger RNA, 757 nt
Organism: Gadus macrocephalus (Pacific cod)
Lineage: Eukaryota; Metazoa; Chordata; Actinopteri; Gadiformes; Gadidae
Product: lysozyme g-like
Biological process (GO): peptidoglycan catabolic process; defense response to Gram-positive bacterium
Cellular component (GO): extracellular region
Molecular function (GO): lysozyme activity
Source: RefSeq, a predicted model, not a curated record